This is a messenger RNA of Rhodotorula toruloides NP11, 714 nucleotides long. RefSeq names its product transcription factor. Gene Ontology annotation, biological process: regulation of DNA-templated transcription. The record is from RefSeq and is a predicted model, not a curated record. The transcript is spliced from 3 exons. Gene Ontology annotation, molecular function: DNA-binding transcription factor activity. NCBI's taxonomy places the organism in Eukaryota, Fungi, Basidiomycota, Microbotryomycetes, Sporidiobolales, Sporidiobolaceae. The coding region runs from base 1 to 714 and encodes 237 amino acids.
AUGCAAGCCCACCUCCCCUCGCGCUCGUCCGCACCCAGCAUCGAACUCGACCCAUCCCUCGCCCAAAUGGCCGCCUCGGCACCCGACCUCGCAGCAGGCCUGGGCGCAUACGCAGACCAGUUUGAGGCACUCGCAAGGGCGUCGGGAAACUCGUUCGGUCAGCGGGCCAACGGGGAGGCCGGUGAGGAGGGAGCAGAAGCGCGCAGUGAGGACCAGGCUGGGAUACCGGUUGGAAGUCCGGCGCCCGAGUCGAACGGGCAUGCGAAUGCUGCGACCGACGGAGACGUGAGCACGGGGAGCUCGACGACGGGCGGACAGUUUGGCUCGUUCGACGCGACCGGACAACCCAGGCAGGCAGCUCCUCGAGGCGGACGGACGAAGUCGACGUACCAGACCGGUGCACUCGCAGGCCUCAAUCCCGCCGACCGCACAAACAUUCGCAAAGAGCGCAACAGGCUCGCGGCGCAACGGUCGCGCGAUCGCAAGGCCGCCGAGUUCGAGCGCCUUGAGCGACUCGCCGAGGACAAGACGCAGGAGAACUCGAUCCUUCAGAAGGAGCUUGAGAUGUACAGGAAGCGCGCGGGCGCGCCGGUCGACAACAUCCACAUCGUCGGCGAGCCCGUCCUUCCGCAGCUCCCAACGCUCGACAAGCCUCUGCACAAUCACGGGCACACCGAAGACACAGGCGGCGACCUCGACCUGAACCUCGGUUGA